UUAUUUAUUUAUUUAUUUAUUUAUUUAUUUAUUUAUUUAUUUAUUUAUUUAUUUAUUUAUUUAUUUAUUUAUUUAUUUAUUUAUUUAUUUAUUUAUUUAUUUAUUUAUUCUGUCACCUAUAUUUUAUCUGAUUUACUUAAUUAUUAAACUGUCAAUUUCGUAACAUUUUAUCUGACUAAUAAAAUUAUUUAUUUCAUUUUAAUUUUUCGGGGUAUCACAGUACCAUAUAUCAAAUUGUAGCCCUAAGCAAGGACAUUCUGAAACCACUUUGACCCGACCCAAAUCAGAAGUGGACCCCACUCAAAAAUUGCCCCAAAAUGACCAUUUAAUGCAAUUUUAACACAUUUUUUUCAACAGACAUAAACAAUUUGACAUCAAAGAAUAUCAUGCUACGUAUGGAAAUCAAUGCACGAGAGCAAUAAAAGCAUAAAUUAUUUUUUACUCAGGAAUUGAAAUUCAAUCAAAUGGACAAAUACACAACAAUCAAUUCACUCAUAAGUUCCUAUGAGAUAUUAGCUUGUAAUGAAUGAUUUAAUAAUAUAGCAAAAAACCUAUAAGGCUAUAAGGUCCUGGAUAUUUUGACCUGGAUCUUCUUGUUGGAAUUUAUUGAGAAAUAAAGCUCAAGUUUUAAUUUGCAUGGUCCUUAAGCAUUUUUAAGUGUUGUGUACAUUUUAAUGGUGUUAAGGAAUUUUACAUAUAUAAAGAAUUUUAUUAUUUUAUAAUUAUUAUUAUAAUUAUGUGCACCAAAUUAUGUACACGUGCAUUGCAGUUUCGUAUGCAAGUGUAUAUGUAUUAUAUAUAUACUCCGUAUUACAUAAAUGGAUAUCCUUUGUUUGAGUGAAUGGAAUUUUAAAGUGCUUUAUAAGUGGACGUGUUCUUUUGAACAGCCACUUUAGUUUCUUUUGGAAGAAUGCUACUUGGCCGUUUACCAAAGUACAUCUCAACUGAUUUCAGAAAACUGUCAUUUUAGGACGGGUUGCCUAUCACUUAUAAAUAGCAAAAGGACUAUGUCGAAUGGUUGAAAAAAAAAUUGAUGAUCGAUCAGCCAAUUUGAUCGUGUACUUGCCUCUACUUUAUUUUAUUAACUGCAGUAAUAAAAUAGAAGUAUUUAGACUAUUUUAUAUACAAAUCACUUGUUCGGUGUUAUUUUAUCGGUAACUAAAAUACACCAUACACUUUUUUUUUAUCCCAAAAGUUCUAUCUUGUAACCCGGUUACUGUGAUAAGAGUAGAUAGUAAACUUUUAGGAAAGCGUAUUUAAUACGUGACUAGAAGUGAUAUCCGGUCUAGCCAUAUUUUUACACCCUUAUAAUUUACUAUAUUUAUCCUCCGGUUCUAACAAUCUAAAAGUUUAAUAUUCCGAAAUUAUGGCCGCUACUCAACGUGAUAUCAACACCAAUUUUCAAAAAUUGGAAAAGUUCGAAGGUGUGGAAUUUCGAAGGUGGCAGAAAAAGAUGCAUUUUCUGCUCACUACUUUGAAGGUCGUCUAUGUGUUAAGCACCCCGAGGCCGCCCGAGGAUGAUGAAAACGAGACUUGACGCCGUAUAAAGUGGGACAACGACGACUACAUUUGUCGUGGGCACAUUUUGAAUGGUAUGUGCGAUUCUCUUUUUGAUGUGUAUCAAAAUGUUGAAUUUGCUUUGCUAAAACGUUGUGGGAAUUGCUAGAGUCUAAGUACAUGACCGAGGAUGCUUCUAGUAAGAAAUUUCUCAUUAGUAACUUUAAUAGUUACAAAAUGGUGGACUCUCGUCCGGUCAUGGAGCAAUUUCAUGAGAUUCAACGUUUAUACGAUCAACUUUUGAUACACAACAUGCAUGUCAAUGAAACCUUUGUUGUCGGUUCUAUAAUCGACAAAUUACCCCCUUCAUGGAAGGAAGUGAAAAAUAGCCUCAAACGCAAAAAGGAGGAUUUGUCAAUGGAGCAACUUGGUCGCCGACUUCAAAUUGAAGAAGGCAUUAAGUUGCGUGAAGGUGACAAUGGUAAAAAGAGAGACCUUCCAAUUUCCUGUAUAAAUGUUAUGGAGGAGGGACAGUCAAGUGGGACUAAGAAAUAUAAAAAAUGUCCCGGGAAAUUCACCAAAGGUUCCAAGUUCCAAAAGAAGCCGAAAGAUAAGAAAGUAGGCUCUUGCUGGGAAUGUGGUGGUCCACACUUCAAGAGGGACUGCCCGAAGGUGAAGAAGAAAAAGGCCCAAUUGAAUGGCCAUCCUAACUGUAACACCCCGGCCCCGUAGGACCCGAGGUUGUUACUCCAGACCUCUACGGACCUCUAGUACUGUCCUCACAAACCGCCACUAGCCUUUUACGCGCACUUUGUCCUCACUCGUGCGCGCCCUGAGAACUUCCCAGGGGGUCACCCAUCCCAAAACUACUCCCGAGCAAGCACGCUUAACUUUGGAGUUCUUAGCGGAUGAGCUCCCUUAAAAGGAGAUGCAUCUUUGUUGGUAUGAGUAGUGCUAUUAAUCCAUUUAUAUUAAAUCUCAAGUGUUACAAUCACCCCCACUUAGGAUCGCAACGUCCUCGUUGCGCCCUUGAACCAACCUCAAAUCUCAAUCAAAUCCCAGAAUCUUCCCCCGCUAAGUGCCCGCCCGAUAUCCAACGGGUCAUCACACUGUCGCGGGGUUGCUCUGAUACCACCUGUAACACCCCGGCCCCGUAGGACCCGAGGUUGUUACUCCAGACCUCUACGGACCUCUAGUACUGUCCUCACAAACCGCCACUAGCCUUUUACGCGCACUUUGUCCUCACUCGUGCGCGCCCUGAGAACUUCCCAGGGGGUCACCCAUCCCAAGACUACUCCCGAGCAAGCACGCUUAACUUUGGAGUUCUUAGCGGAUGAGCUCCCUUAAAAGGAGAUGCAUCUUUGUUGGUAUGAGUAGUACUAUUAAUCCAUUUAUAUUAAAUCUCAAGUGUUACACUAACGGUGGCCAAGACAACCAAGGUCAGAAUCUUUUUGUAGUUACAAAUGAUGUUGAUAACAACAUGAUUUUUGUAGCUAUGCUUUCUGAAAUUUGUGUUGUGCAGGAUGAUGAAUCUUGGUGGAUUGACACCGGAGCCACAAGACAUGUAUGUAAAGAUAGUCAGACUUUUAAGACUCUAAAAGAGUUGAAAGAAGUGUCGAUCUUAUACAUGGGAAAUGAUUCUACUGUGCAAAUUCAAGGAAUUGGCCAAGUAGAGUUGGAAUUAACUUACGGAAAGAAAUUAAUUCUUAAUGAUGUGUACUUUGUACCACAAAUCCGGAAAAAUCUUGUCUCCGGUGGCAUCCUAAAUAACUUUGGGUUUAAACUUAACUUUGAAGCAAAUAAGUUUAUUUUAUCUAAGGGUGGUGUAUUUGUAGGCCAAGGUUUCUAUUGUAAUGGCAUGUUCAAACUAAGUGUUGUAAAUAAAGUUGUUAAUUCCGUUUAUAUGGUUUGUGAUUCUUCUUUGUGGCACAAAAGGUUAUGUCAUGUUAAUUAUCGUAGAUUAAGUGACAUGUCUAAAGUAGGAUUAAUUCCUCCUUUUAAUGUUAACAUAGAAAAAUGUAGAACUUGCAUGUUAAACAAAAUCACUAGAAACUCUUUUCAAAAUGUUGAAAGAAAAUCCAACAUGCUUGAAUUAGUGCAUAGUGAUUUGUGUUAUUUCCAUAGCACUCCGUCUUUUGGAAAUAAAAAAUAUGUAGUCACAUUUAUUGAUGAUUGCACAAGAUAUUGUUAUAUAUAUCUUUUAUUUUCAAAAGAUGAAGCAAUGGAUAAAUUUAAAGUUUUCAAAACGGAAGUCGAGUUACAAACCGGAAAGAAAAUAAAAAGGCUUAGAACGGACAAAGGAGGAGAAUAUUAUGAGCCUAUUUUUUUGAAUCCGUUGGAAUAAUCCAUGAAACAACACCCCUUACACGCCGCAACAAAACGGCAUUGCUGAAAGAAAGAAUAGAACUUUGAAAGAAAUGGUUAAUUCCAUGUUGUCUAAUUCUGGCUUAAGUAAUGGAUUUUGGGGUGAUGCUAUGUUAACUGCUUGUUAUAUUCUUAAUAGAGUGCCUAACAAGAAAAAUAAGAUUACCCCAUAUGAACUUUGGCACAAAAGAACACCCCAACUAAGUUAUCUUAGGGUAUGGGGUUGUAGGGCAAUCGUGAGAUUACCGGAGCCUAAACGAAAAACGUUAGGUGAAAAGGGAGUAGAGUGCAUAUUUAUUGGAUAUGCCGAACAUAGUAAAUCUUAUCGAUUCUAUGUUAUUGAACCGAAUGACUCAAUUGCGGUUCACACUGUUAUUGAGUCUAGGGAUGCUCUCUUUGAUGAGAAGCGGUUCACUUCUAUUCCUAGGCCAAAGGAUGUUGAUCCCGGUCCAAGUAAUUCACGCUUACAUGAACUGGAAAAGAAUCAUGAAAAUGAGCCUGAAAUAAGACGAAGUAAGAGGGUUAGAAAAGAAAAGUCAUUUGGUCAUGAUUUCCAAUUAUAUUUGGUUGAGGGAUCAAGAGAGACCCUUGAAACUCAAACACUAUAGGGAAAAUGGAAACUAAUAAUCCAACCUUUUAGCGGUCUUCUUACAAUAGUCCCACCUUUUGAUUAUUCAUGAAUAAUCCAACCUUUGCACCUCAUCUUCAUUCACUGGUCCCUGACCGGUUGAUGACCUGCUAUUCCAAGUUAUUUUCUUAUCUUUGCAAAAUAUUAUCUUUGUGAAAUGUGAGAUUUAUGGUAUAAUGGUUUGCAAAGAUAAGAAAAUAACUUGGAAUGGUAGGUCAUCAACCGGUCAGGGACCGGUGAAUGAAUAUGAGAUGCAAAGGUUGGAUUAUUCAUGAAUAAUCAAAAGGUGGGACUAUUGUAAGAAGACCGCUAAAAGGUUGGAUUAUUAGUUUCCAUUUUCCCAACACUAUAUUGUUAUAAUGUUGAGGAGGAUCCUAACUCUUUUGAAGAGGCAAUGAAAUCUCAAGAUGCUUCCUUCUGGAAAGAGGCCGUAAAUGAUGAAAUGGAUUCAAUCAUGGGCAAUAAUACUUGGGUUCUAAGUGAUUUACCACCUGGUUGCACACCAAUCGGUAGUAAAUGGAUUUUCAAGAAGAAAAUGAAAGUAGACGGUACCAUUGACAAGUUUAAAGCUAGAUUGGUUGCACAAGGCUUUAAACAAAAACAUGGUAUUGAUUACUUUGACAUAUAUGCACCGGUAGCUAGAAUAACUACCAUAAGAUUGUUAAUUGCUUUAUCGGCUAUUCACAAUCUUGUCAUUCACCAAAUGGAUGUCAAAACAGCAUUCUUGAAUGGUGAAUUGGAGGAGGAGGUGUAUAUGAAACAUCCCGAAGGGUUUGUUGUUAAAGGACAAGAAAAGAAAGUUUGUAAACUUGUCAAGUCCUUGUAUGGUCUGAAACAUGCACCUAAACAAUGGCAUCAAAGGUUUGAUGAGGUGGUGCUGGAAAAUGAUUUUAAAAUAAACCAAUCAGACAAGUGUGUGUGUAUAGCAAAUUUAAUGAGCACGGUAACAGUGUUAUUAUUUGUCUAUAUGUGGAUGACAUGCUCAUAUUUGGCACUGAUUUGAGGCAAGUGAAAGAAACAAAAGCUUUCCUCUGUUCAAACUUCUCCAUGAAAGAUAUGGGUGAAGCGGAAGUUAUCCUUGGAAUUAGG
Messenger RNA from Cuscuta epithymum, 5578 nucleotides. The record is from the annotation of a GenBank genome assembly. Lineage: Eukaryota; Viridiplantae; Streptophyta; Magnoliopsida; Solanales; Convolvulaceae.